Molecule: messenger RNA, 668 nt
Organism: Olea europaea var. sylvestris
Lineage: Eukaryota; Viridiplantae; Streptophyta; Magnoliopsida; Lamiales; Oleaceae
Product: ran-binding protein 1 homolog c-like
Exons: 3
Coding region: 144-653 (169 amino acids)
Biological process (GO): nucleocytoplasmic transport
Cellular component (GO): nuclear pore; cytoplasm
Molecular function (GO): GTPase activator activity
Source: RefSeq, a predicted model, not a curated record
UUCUCUUUCCAACUCAAAAAGGUUGCGAUUGAAAAACUUCCGGCUCCUCUCCACCUUUAGCAAUCAUUACCCUCUACACCAUCCCCCGCUUCCAAAACCCUAAUAUUCGGCCGAUUUCCUCUCAAGUUUUCUCCAUUACAGUCAUGGCGAGCACUACAGAACCUACGAAUCUGAAAAGAGAAGAAGAGGAGGAGGAUGAUUCAAAACCAGGGGCAGAAGAUGAGGACACUGGGGCACAGGUGGCUCCUAUAGUCAAACUCCAGGAAGUAGCUGUGACUACUGGCGAAGAAAAUGAAGAUAUCCUUCUCGAUCUGAAGGCGAAGCUGUAUAGAUUUGACAAGGAAGGGAGCCAAUGGAAAGAGAGGGGGGUUGGGACGCUGAAGCUACUCAAGCACAAGGAGAGUGGCAAAAUUAGGCUUGUCAUGAGGCAGAAUAAGACCCUUAAGAUAUGCGCUAACCAUCUGGUGCUACCCACAAUGACUGUGCAAGAGCAUCAAGGGAAUGACAAGUCAUGCGUAUGGCAUGCUGCGGAUUUUGCAGAUGGAGAGUUGAAGGAGGAGACUUUUGCUAUUCGUUUUGCUUCUGUGGAAAGUGAGUCACAUCUCCUUUUAUCUACAAUUUGCUAUAGCCUUUAUACGGCACUAUUAAAUUAGACUUAAGUACAUGCU